GUGCGGGCGAAUGAACGGUUCGUCGUCUGUCUGCGCGGUCAAGUGCGAAUGAGAGCCAGAGUUCGCAUGAAUGACUGGUUGUGUUCUGCUGUGCAAGUGAAUGGUGUGGUAAGUCGUGUUUGAGCCGUGCUUCGAGUCGCACGUACGUCCUCACGUUGCUCCGCGUGUGUAGUGUACAAUUGCUUACUCUGUUCUAUUUUUAAGUGGCUUUAAUUAUUGUGAUUUUGUGGGCGGCGGCAAAGAAAGACAAUAGGGAUUGGGGCGGUUUGUGAUUGGUAGCUGUUUGAUAAGGGCAAUUUUAGUAGCAACAAUCCGUUCCGUUAGUCCGCUAACGAGCAAUAAUGACCGAUGGUAAUUGAAUUAAGCAGCUUGCGGUGCGCACUUAAGUCUGCGGCUGGGAAGAAGCAAAGAAGAGUGUAGUGUGGAAAUGUGCUGUUCGUAUGUGUGAUGGAACGUCCCAGCAGUGAGAAGACGUGUAUCCACCACAAGAAGUAAAAUCUCGUCGAUGGAUGAGUCCGGCGGCCGUCGUCUUGGUCGUGGUCGCCAUCGUGUCGGUUCUUCGUAGUUAUCGGAUCUUCUCGAUCUCUCGCUCUUGGUGGCGUACGUGUGCAAAGGCGAUACACAACAACAACGCCCCGGCGCGGCGCGGUUGUUGAUAGAAACCGUACAUGUGUGUCUGCUGGAGGAGCUCCAGCCAGCCCGAUGGAUGGUGGUGUGUUCAAUCAGUCCUGCCAGCGCGUGUGUAUAGUUAUUUGGUUUGACGAGAAGUAUUAAUAUGUGAGCUGCCAAGGAUGGUUGAAGCAAAAUAUGAGCUGUGAACAAAACGACUAAAAUAAGGAUUACGAGAUUUUUUGUUGAGAUACUUCAUGAACCAGGAUAAAAUGUUCUGAAGAUAUCGGCUAUAAACCAGAAACAGUGUUGUGAACAUAAGAGUUUUAAAUAGUAUGGAAUUGUAUCAUAUUUAUCGAUACUACACCUCUACCACGCAUCCAUCUUCCACACCAGAGGUUCAACCGGACCGGUCUUCCACCAAGUCUUCAAAAUAGGUACACAACAACAUUCGCUCACCAACGCUCAAAAUCGUAUAGUAACAUGGAAUGAACCCGGCUGAGUUGCGCUGAGUUGAACUUGAAGCGAACGCGAAUCGAUGAACAAAAGGGAGCAGAAAUCAUAACAAGAGAUCCUCAACACAGUCAGUGCAGCACGGUCGGAGAAGGUUGUGUGUGUCGUUGGCGAGAAGAAAUUGUUCCGAGUGCGAAGCACAAGUUGUUCUAAACAAGAUCACCACACAUCGCCCAGUCAGUCGUCACACAUCUGGAGAAGAACCCCGCGGCGGGAGUGAAGAGACACGGUAUCGUCGUCGUCGUCUUCGUCGUAUCGUGUGUAUCGAGUGUCUUGUGCGUUUCCUAAGAAAUUGGUGCGUUUUUAUAGGUUCUAGUUUAGAGUUUUUUUUUUUGGUUCUCCUUCUCGUUUUUGAGUUUUGACAAGUGCUCCGGCUUCGAAAACAUACAUCGAGAAGAAUUUUACGAUUCGGUUGAAACCCGGAAAAUUGUAAGGCAAAAAUAUUUCGGAAGAAGAAUAAGGCUGAAGGUUUCGGGGUGAGAUUUUUGGACGAAGCCAAUGAGGAAAGGUAGAUAAGCUGUUUACUACAUGUGAAGAAAUAGUUCAAGGAAAAUUGUGCCUAUCAUUUUGUGUCUGAAGGAAAGCUAGUUGGUUCUAGUGAACGUGUAUCUCGCUGGCCGUCAGGUAGUCGGGCAAGCUGAGAAUGACGAGAUGGCCUACGGGCCGAAGAUUUCGCGAUUGUCGCGAGCAACUGAAUGCCGUCGUCCUCGCCCUGGGUGCGUCACUUCGUUGAAGGGGCGAUCUCCAGGAAUGCAAGUGCUGGUGAUGCUGGUGUUGUUGUUUGGUGGAGGUGGAUCGUUGCUGUCGACAUCAAGUGCAGGUCUGGCCAGUGCCUUCACGAACCAGCUGCUCUACACCACCUACAUCGACAUUCGGCUGGCGAAUGUAACCAUCCAGCAGAAUACCACCUGCUCGGUGGAGAUCCUAGUCAAGGAUCUGAACGAGGCGUCCGCCAUGGACUUCUACUACGAUCGGGGCCUGGUCUGUUUCACCGAGCACAACUCCGAGACGAUCCAGUGUGCCCAGAUGCAGGGCGACUCGGGGGCACCGCAGGCCUCCGUCAACAAAACAGCUGUGAUAACCCACGGGCUGGACAAGCCCGAGGGUCUAGCGAUAGAUUGGUAUACCGAUAAGCUCUACUGGACGGACGGCGAGACGAACCGCAUCGAGGUCGCCACGCUGAACGGUAAGUUCCAGAAGGUGCUGAUCUGGAGCGAUCUCGAUCAACCACGUGCCAUAGCUCUAGUACCUGCCAGGCGGUUCAUGAUCUGGACCGAUUGGGGCGAAAGUCCAAAGAUAGAACGUGCCAGCAUGGAUGGCGAUCCGCAGUCGAGGGUAGUGCUGGUGCACGACCGGAUAUUCUGGCCAAACGGGUUGGCCGUUGAUCUGGAUAAUGAACUGAUCUACUGGGUUGACGGGAACUUGCACUUCCUGGACGUGAUGAAUUUGGACGGUAGCAAUCGAAGGACCCUCGUCAACAACCUAGACUACCCAUAUAGCCUUACCUUCGCACCGAACUAUCUCUUUUGGACGGAUUGGCAGGACGGAACCUUGCACUACUACAACAUAGCCACCGAAAAGCACGAAGAAAUUUUGGACAGUCCGGUCGUUCCGAUCACUGUCCACGCGUGGGACUCCCGUCUUCAACCGGCAUCCGACAAUCCUUGUCGGAGAAACAACGGCGACUGCUCCCAUCUGUGUCUGCUGUCGACCAACAUGGCAGGGUAUAGCUGCGCCUGCCCCACCGGAGUCAAGCUGCUCAGUCGGACGCAGUGCGCCGACGGUCCUCAGGAUAUGCUGUUCGUCGUACAGCGAACACAGAUCAGUCGGAUAUCGCUGGACUCGCCGGAUUACACAAGCAUCCAGCUUCAGCUGGGGAAGGUGCGGUACGCGAUCGCUAUAGACUACGAUCCGGUGGAUAACUACAUCUACUGGUCGGACGAGGGAUCGAACGCGAUCAAGAAGGUGCGUCCCGAUGGGACGGGUAUGAUCGAGGUCGUCAACACGGAAAUUCAAAGUCCGGAUGGGUUGGCUGUGGAUUGGUUGGCGCGGAAUUUGUACUGGACGGAUACGGGGACCGAUCGGAUACAGGUCUGUCGACUGGAUGGGUCGUUUAGGCGGGUGUUGAUCUACGAGCACUUGGAGGAACCGAGGGCGAUCGCAUUGGCACCUACGCUGGGUUGGAUGUUCUGGAGCGAUUGGAGCGAGAAGGAUCCGAAGAUUGAGCGGGCGUCGCUGGACGGGACGGAACGGGUGUUGAUCGUCCAGCAGAACUUGGGAUGGCCAAACGGGAUCGCAUUGGAUGUGGAGGCGAGGAAGAUCUACUGGUGCGACGCGAAGUUGGACAGGAUCGAGGUCGCUAACAUGGAUGGAUCCGGUAGGAAUAUCAUACUGUCGGACAAUCUACCACAUGCGUUUGGAUUGAGCCUCUUGGGAGACUAUCUCUACUGGACAGAUUGGCAGCGAAGAUCCAUUGAUCGGGCGAACAAGUUGAACGGGAAUGAUCGAACUGUGAUCGUGGAAGCGUUUCCUGAUCUGAUGGGUCUGAAAGUCUCAAAACUAGGUGAUGCGAAGGGCAACAAUCCAUGUGCGAUACGGAACGGAGGGUGUUCCCAGUUAUGCUUGAACCGACCGAGGGACUACGUUUGCAGAUGCCAGAUCGAUUACGAGCUUGAUCGCGACAACAGGACUUGCUUCAUCCCGUCUGCGUUUCUGUUGUUUUCAAGACACGACACGGGAAGCAUUGGAAGGAUCUCUAUCGAUAGUCACAACCACACGGAUUACGCUCCGUUUCGGAGCGUUAUCGAUGCCCACUAUCUGGACGUAGACAUAGCUGACCGAAGGAUCUACUGGGCAAGCCAAAAGCAGAAGCACAUUUCUCGAGCGUACAUCAACGGUUCGAACGUGGAGAAGAUCGUUGAAUCGGGGUUGAUCCAACCGGAAGGGAUCGCUGUGGACUGGUUGGCUCACAACAUCUACUGGACGGAUGCGGAAGCUCGGCGGAUCGAGGUGGCCAGGCUUGACGGAAGCAGCCGGAGGAUCUUGAUCUGGAAGGGUAUUGAAGAACCUAGGAAUCUGAUACUAGAACCACGUAGAGGACUCAUGUACUGGGCAGAAUGGCCGUCAGAUUCCAUCCGCCGCGCUGUGAUGGAUGGAAGCGAACUGAAGACCAUUAUUUCUGGUGCGAACCUCGCGACUGGCCUAACAUUGGAUCCGGACACUCGUCGACUGUAUUGGGCCUGUCAGAGUUCACCAAUUGCUAUCGAAUCUGCCGAAUGGGACGGCACCAAACGCAAGGUACUCGUGACGGCGGAUUCUGACAAUCCGUUUGUACCUCAUGCGGUCACCUUGUACAAAGACUACGUCUACUGGAGCGAUUGGAGUACGGGAGAGAUAGAACGGGCCAACAAGACCACCGGUUUCAACAGGACCAUCGUCCACACGAACCUGAAAUACACCAAUUCGUUACUGGCGUUUCACCCGUUUCGCCAAUCCGGAUCCAACCAGUGUCGAACUAACAAUGGAGGUUGUUCACAUUUGUGCCUGGCGCUAGGUCAACGGAAGAUGACCUGCGCUUGUCCAACGCACUACACCCUGACGGCAAACCGCAUAUCGUGUAGUCCACCGAAGAACUACAUCAUCUUCAGUCAGCGCAACUCAUUUGGACGAUUCAUGCCGAAUACUACGGAUUCUCCGGAUGUGCCUCUGCCGGUGACUGGGAAGAACAUCCGAGCCGUGGAGUACGACGUCGUGACGCGUUACGUUUACUGGAUUGACGGUCGGGGUCCCAUCAUUCGGCGGGCAUUCGACAACGGUACCAGCGCCAAGGUGUUCAUCGAUCCGGCUUCAUCUCCGUUCGAUAUGGUGAUCGAUCCGAUAGGGCGGCUGUUGUUCUGGAGCUGUUCGCAUACCAACACCAUCAACAUUACUACUCUGGAUGGUGAAAUCGAUCGCAUCGGCAACGUGGACAUUGGGAACUCGGAGAAGCCGCGUAGCUUGGCGCUGCAUCCGACCAAGCGGUUGCUGUUCUGGACCGACGUCGGUACCGCACAGGCCAUCAUCCGGGCCAAACUGGACGGAACGCAACGGAAGGAGCUGGUGUCCCGGCUCGAGGGUAUCACAGCCCUGGCGUUGGACCCGCUGACGAAUCGGCUGUUCUACGCCCACGGCAAGCGGAUCGACAUGAUGGAUAUCGACGGGAAGGAGAUCAAACCCCUGGUGACCGAGCACAUCAGUUUAGUGUCGUCAAUCGCCGUCCUAAACGGAUACAUCUACUGGCUGGAUGAGCGACCCGGUAUGGAGCGGAUUUCCGUGCUCGGCGAAAACCGCCGUACGGAGAUUCAGAAGAUUCCGCACAUCACGGACAUUGUGGCCGUGUGGACACCGGAACCGAGGAUGCUGCGGAAUCAUACAUGUAACUCGGUUCGGGCCAAGUGCAGUCACAUCUGUAUCGGGGCGCCGGAUGAUACCAAGGGUGAGGACGUCUGCGGAUGUCCUCAGGGGUUGAUGUUGAUGAAGGAUCGUCGAAGUUGCGGAGCGUUGCCGGUGUGUGGUCCGGAUCAUUUCACCUGUGCGGUGACUUUUUCAAGUAAUGGGUUGGACGGGGACAACAACAAGGACUGUAUUCCGGUGUCGUGGCGAUGUGAUGGUCAGAAGGAUUGCCCGGAUAGGUCGGAUGAACUGGAUUGUCCGGCUUGCGGGGCGGAUCAGUUCAAAUGUCAGUCUGGAGAAUGUAUCGAUAAACAUCUGGUUUGUGAUGGAACUACGCAGUGCUUGGACGGGUAUGACGAGGCGGUUUGCUGUAAACAUCCGGAAGACUUCCAAUGUCCGACGAGCAAGGUCUGUAUUUCGUACCACAACAUCUGCGACGGAGAUGAACACUGUGCCAAUGGAGAGGAUGAAGCCCCGGAGCUUUGUGCCGAGUACAACAACAGGAGGAUGGCUCCAAGUGGCAGUAAAAUCACUAUGCUGAUAGUGGUAGUCAUAGCGGUAGCUGUAGUCUUCAUAGUAGUCUACCUUCUACAGACCUGCAGGUCCCGGUUCGGCGCCGGAUCUUCUGAACCGAAGGAAGAUCAAGCAGCUGCUCCGCUAUCACCUGGAGGUCUGAACAAGAACAUCCGGGUGUCGAAGCUGACUUCCGUGGCGGACGCUGUCCGGAUGUCCACGCUGAACAGCCGCAACAGUACCAAUAGCUACGACCGGAACCAUAUAACCGGAGCUUCCAGUUCUACAACCAACGGAAGCAGCCUUAUUGGCUACCCGCUGAACCCACCUCCGUCACCAGCCACUACAGCGGGCUCUGCACGGUACUCCUCCAACUACCAUCCGUACAAACACUACAAAAUCAUCAACCAGCCGCCACCGCCGACGCCUUGUUCCACAGACGUCUGCGACGAGAGUGACUCGAACUACACGAGCAAAAGUGCCCGCAGCCGGGAUCGUAUCGGCGGAAUGGGCGGCGGAGGAAGCCUCGGUGGAGGCGGGACCAGUAGUAGUAGUGGCCGCGGCGGCACCAGCGGCAAGUACAAAAACAAUAGCAAUAGCGAUCGGUACGAUUCGGAGCCGUAUCCGCCGCCGCCGACGCCUCGGUCGCACUACCACAGCGACGUCGGCGGAAUGCUCCCGGAAAGCUGCCCUCCGUCGCCGAGUUCGAGAAGCUCGACGUACUUUUCGCCACUACCUCCACCGCCUUCGCCGGUUCCGUCACCGUCGAGGGGUUACUCGUAGCGGUAAGUUCUACUUUGAGGUUAGGUUUUUCGACUAUUUUUGUUAUAGCAGAUAUUUUAGGAGUUAGUCCUUCGGGAUACAAUAGUUUUAUGUAAAUAUUUAUUUACUCGUGCCGCCAUAUUGGAUUUUUCAAUGAACUUACAUAACCUCCCACGAUGAAUGGAUUAAACACCAUAUGGUUUGCUGACUUGAAAAAAGUUCAUUGGUUCACUAGUAAAGCCAUGAACAUGUUACUUGUUACAUAGAUGAAGUCAUGAGUUCACUGAAAUUUACUCGCUUUCGAGGUCACGUACAAAUUGCAAAUGCCAAAUUAGUGAAUCAAUCCUUUGUCAUAUGAACACUCGAGUUCAUCCAUAUGGUCAUCUGACAAAACCAAAUGGUUGCAAAGUUAUACAUUGACAGCAAUAUAUUAGGGUUAUAGUGACCCACACCCCUCCGUAAAGCAGCACGGAUUGCCUACGUUUUUCUAGGCAGCUCAACUGCAUAGUUUCCUAAACAUAAAAAAAAUCCAUUUCUGUUUCGGAAUGAAGUAGUCUUCCAACGAAAUUCAUUGACCUUGACCAAAACCUGGUUCGAAUGACAACAACAAGUGCCUAUUAGAUUUAAAAUUAGAAAAUUUGACCCUCCCAAAUUCAUCAGAUUCAUAAUCACUUUGGUGGGUUAUUAUUUUUGUACAUAAUUUUAACUAAGUCAACCUAACUUAAAUAUGAUUUCAUGGCAACUACCUAUCUGUAUAAUUUUCUAAUCAUGUCCGAUGCAAUAAAGAGCACAUUUUCCCCCGCAGAAGCUGCAUCCAACGAUAAAUUCUCUUACUUUAGAAAACUCAUUUUAUCAUUAUGUACAAAAGUAGUUUAAUCUAAGUUAAAUAAAAAAAUCAACCCUCGCAAUGAGUAUUGUAUCCCAUGAGAAACGUAUGAUUUCUUUAUCCCGAAUCCCCACAGUCCAUUUCAUACAUUCAUACAAAUAUGGAAAGUCAAACUUUGAAUAAAUAAAAAAGCUCUCAGCCGGAUGGGAAAAUGUGUUCAAAAGACUGACUCUAGGAAGUGCACGUUUUCGUGUCGUUAUGGUAAUAACGCAAACCAACAACGAAAGGCAGCAAACAUUUAUACACAACAUAUAGCCUUUUACACAGUAACACAAAACAAAAAAAACUAGUUGUUGAAACAUUUAGAUACGCGUACGUGUGUAAAUUAUGUAGCUUUAGCUAUAAUAACUAGUUAAUAGCCAUGUUUGCCUUCCGGGCAAACAGAAUAGAAUGCCUCUAUAUUAGCGAGCUUACAGUUUUUGGAAUCCUUUGGUAUCUGUUGACAUAAGUAGGAAACUUGUGUUACGAACAGGAACGGAAAAAAGUAUGAAACGAGAGAAUUAUAGUUUUUUAAUUGUUGUACAAAAAUAUACAGAAAAUGAUGUAUUUAA
Molecule: messenger RNA, 8265 nt
Organism: Aedes albopictus (Asian tiger mosquito)
Lineage: Eukaryota; Metazoa; Arthropoda; Insecta; Diptera; Culicidae
Gene: arr
Product: low-density lipoprotein receptor-related protein 6
Exons: 6
Coding region: 1774-6849 (1691 amino acids)
Biological process (GO): canonical Wnt signaling pathway
Molecular function (GO): Wnt receptor activity; Wnt-protein binding
Source: RefSeq, a predicted model, not a curated record